Messenger RNA from Mus musculus (house mouse), 10375 nucleotides. It is a transcript of the gene Pcdh11x, whose product is annotated as protocadherin 11 X-linked. Gene Ontology annotation, biological process: cell adhesion; homophilic cell-cell adhesion. The record is from RefSeq and is a predicted model, not a curated record. Lineage: Eukaryota; Metazoa; Chordata; Mammalia; Rodentia; Muridae. Bases 688 to 3858 code for a protein of 1056 amino acids. Gene Ontology annotation, molecular function: calcium ion binding. The transcript is spliced from 5 exons. Gene Ontology annotation, cellular component: plasma membrane; membrane.
UCCCCCUUCCCCCUCCUGUCUAGUCCCUCCCCCUCGCCAUUGAAAAGGGCUGGCUUGGCAGUGGCUCCUUGCAGUCGACGAACUGUCAGGGCGGGAGUAGCUGUGAGCCAGAGCAGCCAGCAGCGGCCCGCGCAGCAAAGCGGAAAGCUAGGCUACCAGAGUGCAAGGAGUCUCAGUGGCAGAAGCUACUCAGGCGACACAGGCAGCCCAGCUAGCCCGGGCCGCCCGACCAGCCUCACAAACAGCCUCCAAGACAAACAGCUGCUCUGCGGACUGCGAGCUGUGGCGGUAGAUCCCGCUACAGCAAUCGCAGUCUCUGUGGAGCGGGCGGAAGCCUUUUUUUCUCCUUUUUCGUUCCCCUCUUCAUACUACUCAAAGAGGAGUCUAAACAGUAGCUUCAGCGAAGCUGAAUGAAACUCUGAUCUGGGAAAGUGCGGGGAUGCAGAGUUGACGCCCCAGACCAUUAGGGGAGACACCUGGAGCAAGUCCAGCUGAGGGGCAGUGUGCCUCAGCAGUGAAUCCGCGGUGGACCCUGGAAGCUGGCCCAGCUGCGCUCCUCUCUGGGGUCUCCGAUUUGAGUCCAGGUUUGAUAGCGCAACCCGGUUGGGGAGCGACCCUUGCCGCAGGGCUUCGGAAAACUGUGCGCACAGCAGGGCGCCCAGCGUCUACUGGAUUGGUCCUCCUGGUAUGAUCCCAUUUCUUCCUGCCCUGGGACCUAGUGGAUGUAGAGAUGUAUAUCGUGGGCUGACAAACAGUACCUUUGGUAUUGAGACUGGUAUGGACUUGUUGUCCGGGACGUAUAUAUUUGCGGUCCUGUUAGCAUGCGUCGUGUUUCAGUCUGGCGCCCAGGAGAAGAAUUAUACAGUCCGAGAAGAAAUGCCAGAAAACGUCCUGAUAGGCGACUUGUUGAAAGACCUCAACUUGUCGCUUAUUCCCGACAAGUCCUUAACCACUCCUAUGCAGUUCAAAUUAGUUUACAAAACCGGGGAUGUACCAUUGAUUCGCAUUGAAGAGGGUACUGGAGAGAUCUUCACUACUGGUGCACGCAUUGAUCGUGAGAAAUUAUGUGCUGGAAUCGUGUUGGAUGCCCGUUGCUUUUACGAAGUGGAGGUUGCUGUUUUGCCGGAUGAAAUAUUUCGAUUGGUUAAGAUACGCUUUCUGAUUGAAGACAUAAAUGAUAAUGCACCGUUAUUCCCAACAACUGUCAUCAACAUAUCAAUUCCGGAGAACUCGGCUAUAAACUCUCGAUAUUCUCUUCCAGCAGCCAUUGAUCCUGACAUUGGAAUAAAUGGAGUCCAAAAUUACCAACUAAUUAAGAGUCAAAAUAUUUUCGGACUUGAUGUCAUUGAAACACCAGAAGGAGACAAGAUGCCCCAACUGAUUGUUCAAAAGGAGUUAGAUAGAGAAGAGAAGGAUACCUAUGUGAUGAAAGUAAAAGUUGAAGAUGGUGGCUUUCCUCAAAGAUCCAGUACAGCUAUUUUGCAAGUAAGUGUUGCUGAUACAAACGACAAUCACCCAAUCUUCAUAGAAAAGGAAAUUGAAGUCAGUAUACCAGAAAAUGCUCCUAUAGGUUCUUCAGUGACACAGCUCCAUGCCACAGAUGCAGAUAUAGGUGAGAAUGCCAGAAUUCACUUUUAUUUCAGCAACCUAGUCUCCAACAUCGCUAAGAGACUGUUUCAUCUAAACACCACUACUGGACUUAUCACUGUCAAAGAACCACUGGAUAGGGAAGAAUCACCAAGUCACAAGUUAUUGGUUUUGGCAACUGAUGGUGGAUCAACACCAGCAAGAGCAACGGUGCUGGUAAAUGUCACAGAUAUCAAUGAUAAUGUCCCAUCAAUUGACAUAAGAUACAUUGUCAAUCCAACCAAUGGCACUGUGCUUCUUUCAGAGAAUGCUCCACUUAACACUAAAAUUGCUCUCAUAACUGUGAUGGAUAAGGAUUCUGAACAUAAUGGUAGGGUGACAUGCUUCACAGAUCAUGAAGUUCCUUUCAGAUUGCGACCAGUAUUCAGUAAUCAGUUUCUCUUGGAGACUGCUGCAUUUCUUGACUUUGAGUCCACAAGAGAAUAUGCCAUAAAAUUACUAGCCGCUGAUGCUGGCAAACCUCCUUUGAAUCAGUCAUCCAUGCUCCUGAUCAAAGUAAAAGAUGAAAAUGACAAUGCUCCAGUUUUCACCCAGUCUUUCAUAAGCCUUUCUGUUCCUGAGAAUAACUCUCCUGGUGCACAGUUGACAAAAAUCAGUGCAACAGAUGCAGACAGUGGACAGAAUGCUGAAAUAAGCUACAUGCUAGGUUUUGAUGCACCACCUGAAUUCAAUCUGGAUCAACGUACUGGCAUCCUGACUGCAGUGAAGAAACUAGAUAGGGAAAAACAGGAAAAGUAUUACUUUACAGUUUUGGCACAGGACAAUGGAAUUCCACCCUUAAUGUCCAAUGCCACUGUAUUUGUGACUGUUCUUGACCAGAAUGAUAAUAGCCCAAUUUUCACUCAUAAUGAAUAUAACUUCUAUGUUCCUGAAAGCCUUCCAAAACAUGGCACAGUAGGGCUAAUAACUGUGACUGAUCCUGAUUACGGAGAGAAUUCUGCAGUUACCCUCUCCAUCUUAGAUGUGAAUGAUCAAUUCACUAUUGAUCCACAGUCUGGUGUCAUCAGGCCAAAUAUUUCAUUUGACAGAGAAAGACAAGAAUCCUAUACUUUCUAUGUAAAAGCUGAGGAUGGUGGUAGGGUAUCACGUUCUUCAACUGCUAGAGUAACCAUAAAUGUGGUUGAUGUCAAUGAUAACAAACCAAUUUUUAUUGACCCUCCUUCCAAUUACUCCUUUGAAUGGGUUCUACCAUCCACAAACCCUGGCACAGUUGUCUUCAAGGUUGUUGCAAUUGACGAUGAUAUUGGCAUGAAUGCAGAGGUUCUUUACAGCAUUGUUGGAGGAAAUACAAAAGGACUGUUUAUGAUUGAACAAACAUCAGGUAACAUCACAUUGAAGGAGAAGUGCAUGGUUUCAGAUCUUGGUUUACACCGAGUCAUAGUCAAAGCUAAUGAUUUAGGACAACCUGAUUCUCUCUUCAAUGUUGUAAAUGUCAAUUUCUUUAUAAAUGAGUCCGUGCCCAAUGCCACACUGAUUUAUGAACUGGUGCGCAGAAGCAUUGAUGCACCUGCCAAUCAAAAUACUGAAACAACCAGUGCAUCCUCACCAACCACUGACUAUGUCAAGAUCAUGGUUGCCAUUGUGGCUGGCACCAUAACUGUUGUCCUAGUUAUUUUCAUCACUGCUGUAGUAAGAUGCCGCCAACCACCACAUCUUAAGGCUUCUCAGAAAAACAAACAGAAUUCUGAGUGGGUUACUCCAAACCCAGAAAACAGGCAGAUGAUUAUGAUGAAGAAGAAGAAGAAAAAGAAGAAGAAGCAUCCCCCCAAGAACUUGCUGCUUAAUUUUGUCACUAUUGAAGAAGCAAAGCCAGAUGACGGUGAAAAUGAGAGAAACAGUGUCACACUAGAUCUUCCAAUUGAGCUGGAAGAGCAAACCAUGGGCAAAUACAACUGGGGCACUACACCUACUACUUUCAAACCUGAUAGCCCUGAUUUGGCUCGACACUACAAAUCGGCCUCUCCUCAGCCUGCAUUCCAGAUCCAGCCUGAAACGCCCCUGAACUCAAAGCACCACAUCAUUCAGGAACUGCCUCUUGAUAAUACCUUCGUUGGCUGUGAUUCCAUCUCCAAGUGCUCCUCCAGCAGUUCUGAUCCCUACAGUGUUUCUGAGUGUAGCUAUCCAGUGACAACUUUCAAGGCCCCUGUGUCUGUGCAUAUCAGACCGACUGAACCCAGGACAUCAACCAUUGAAAUCUGCAGUGAGAUAUAACUUUUUAGGAAUAACAUAAUUCCAUUGCUUUCCCAUAGUAUUUCAGUGACUUGUGAUUAUAAAAUUUGGCCAAGAACAUUAAUUUUGAAAUUUGUUUUCCUUUACAACUUGAAGCAAAGUGAAACCAGUCUUAAAAAUGAAGUCCCCUAAUCAAAAAUAAAGGCAUCUAUCAUAGUGGUGGGGGUUCUAUCUGCCCCCCUUUGUCAAACUUCUACUACAGAAAUUUAAUUAUCCCUUUACUAAAAAGAAAUUGUGGAAAUUUUUUUCUUGUCCUUCAAACUGAUAUAUUUGUGCUAACAUCAGGGAGCCUGUCCUUUGUAUAAUAUAAAGGAACAUGAAGAAAUGGGAUUUGUUUUAAGGUGUUAUAAUACAUAAAUGAGAAAGAUAAAAGGCUAGAAAAGAAGGAUGUCUGCUGAUAGUACUUUUGUCAAGCACCAUGGCACUUAAGGUCUACAUUAAUUAGAGAAGAUGGUUGUAAGUCCUUUCCUGGUCCAAUUUGAAGGUGAAUAACUUCCAUCAGCAGUUAUUAAAAUAUAUUCUUUGUAAAGAAAAAAUAAGAUGUCCCCCAUAACCAUGAGCCUUCAUUAACUAUAAAUUGACAGCUAAAAUUUUAACAUUAAAUUUUCUGGAUGAAGAAAUGAAUUGCUCUAGUGAAUUCUUUCAUAUUGUCUUAAUUUUCUUUCUCUUAAUGUUAAAAACUGUGAUUUAAUACACUGCUGUCUUUGUGUACAUAUUAAUGGUUCAUAUGUAAUUUAUGAUACAUGGAAUUACUCAUUCUGUCUUUUCACUGAAGAAUUUAAACAUCAUCGUUGGGAGUUUGUAAGUGAAGGUGAACUAUCCAUGUAAGCUAUCCUCUGAAAGGUAUCUGGGAUAAGAAAAAAAUUGAGGCAAACUAAAUCAAAACAAUAACAAAAAUUUAAAAAAUCUAUAGAUCAUCAUAUUGAAAACAUGCAUUAACAUUGUUUUUGAGUAUAAAAUUACAUAAAUUUCUUCCUUUUAAAUUUUUUAUGAUGUAAAAUAGUAAAAUAUCAUACAUUUUAUGUUAAUUGUAAUCAUAUUUUCCAGUAAUUUAAUUACUGAAAUAUAUUUAUAAAAACAUGAUUCAUUAUGUAACCAUUCAAAAUAAAGAAAAUUCUAUGUAGAUGGCACAAUCCUUUAUACUUUCUAUUUUGGUGUUUAUUUUACUAGGAAAAACAAUUCAGUCAAUACAAGAAUAGAAACAAAGAUUUAGAUAGAACAUGUCAAAAUCAAUGUAUCUGAAUUUUACAACUCUAUAGGAAAAUUUUGAGAGGCUAGAAUAAAUUUUGCAUGGGUUUAUUUUGUCUUCAAGUAAAUUAUUCCAUACAUACCAUUUUUCUGAGUAAAUUUCCGUUUUAAAAUUUAGCCUCUUUUAGAGUUCUUUUGAUUAGAUACUUUUUAUAGAGAUGAUUGGAUAUGUUAAAUGUUGUAUAUGCCAUCUUAUUUGAGAAAUAAUGACAGGACUUGUCUUUAUUAUAUGUUCUUUAAGGUUCUUAUACUUUACUAAUACUACUAAUAGCAUUAAAACAAAAACACAAAACCUCCUCUUUAUCUUGGUACGAGGCUCGAGUAUAAGGGACUCUAUAGCAGUGAUAUAUGUCUUUAAAUUUUUCUUUCAAAUUCCAAAUUGUAUGUUUAACUGGAAAGACAUACUAUGUAAAUAUUAUUCUUACAUAUGUAUACUAAAAUUAGUGUGUAAUUUGAAGUGUUCUUUGAUGUGGUGAUAGUUAGAGGAGGUUAAUGUUUUUCUAUGUAGGAUUUCAAGUUAAUAUUGUCUCAGAUAUUUAAUAUAUAGGUAGUAGUUUAAGUUUUGAUGAUGGUAAAUUUCUUGAACAUACAUACUAUCUGGCUAUUUAAAAAUUACAUAGUUGAUUAUAAUGAUUGGAAGCCUAAUGAUUUGAUUAGUAAUUAAAAUGUCAUGUGCAUUAUAAUAUAUUAUGUAUACUUACAAACUUGUUGAAAAUAUAUGAAAGGAAGGUUUAUCUUGCACAUGACAUUUACAUAUAACUGCUUUAUAUAAGAUCUACCUGUUUCUUCUUGAUUAAUGAUCUUUUCAAUUCAAAUUAUUCCAUGCAAUGUAAAUGUGUAGUCAACCUAAUAUAUUCUUAAGUCAAUGUUCCACAGAUACUAAGAUAUAAUGUAUGGAGGCAUUUCUAAAUCUGCAGUCUCAAUUUAAUUUUAAUUUAAAUAAGGUCUAUGAAAGUGAAUCAAGUGAUCAAAUGUCCAAAAAUAUACUACUGUAGCUUCAUAAGGGUUUUGUAUGAAAUUACUAUAUAAAUGCAUUUUAAGUGUUUAUGUUAUAAUGGACAGUAUUUUACUUUUUGUUUUCUACAGUUUGAGAACAAAGGGGGAAAUACGAUAUUUUUAUUGUAUUGUGUUAAUUUUAUUAUGAUUUAAAUAAGCACAUUUCUUAAUCAUGAUCUUCUACAAAAGGAGGUAAAACUAUAAUAAGAUAGCCAAGAGUCUCUUUAAAAGUUUUAUUAAUGGCUUUGAGUGUUGUCCUUGCACAAGAUCAUACUAGAAGCUUUAAUUUUAUAGCCAUGACACUUCAAACAUUGCUUCUUUGUCAAAACAAUUUCUAAAUGGAUCUAAUUCUAGCUAUUUGUGCUAAUUUUUUUUAUUUCUGUAACCCAAUGAUGAAUAAAAUUUACCAGUGUUUUAAAGUACCAUACAUGAAAAUACUUUGUACUGUUGACCAUAAACUAUCCUUCAGUUAUCAGUUCUUUAUGCUUCAGGGAAUUUUCAUAUUUCAGAAAAAAAUGCAAAGCCCUGAUAGUAAUUCUCCAGAAAAGCUGCAGAGGGCAAAAAUAUGUGCGACAUUGCUUUCUUAACAAUUUGAUUUGGUGUUACUUUUAAGUUAGCUGCCAUUAUUAAUAGAUCUUUUCUUUACAAGGUCUAAGAUCAUUUUGAACUCCUUUAUUUUAAUGCUAUUGGUUUAUUUUCAGUUAUAUAAUUUUAAUGGUGUUUGUGUUCUCAUUGUAAUUAUUAGAACAGGAAUGAUAGAAAGGAAUUAGCAACAUGUGUUUCUCAUAAAAGAGUUUUUUGAAAUUAGUAUCUAAAACCUAAGUAGAUUAGUUGAUGAGUUGAAAUACAACAUGUUUUCUACACUGUAAACACAUCAAGGUCUAUUUUGAUUGAAAUGCAAAUUUCAUAAAUCAAAAGUGAAAUUGUAAAAUAUGUUUAUAUUUAAAAGCAAUGUAUUCCAGCAAUUAUAUUACAGAAGAUAUCUUUUUGCUCCAUAUUUUCUUUCUUUCUUUCUUUUUGUUUUUGUUUUUGUUUUUUUUUUUUUUCUUUUUUGGCUUUUUUGAGACAGGGUUUCUCUGUGUAGCCCUGGUUGUCCUGGGACUCACUUUGUAGACCAGGCUGACCUCGAACUCAGAAAUGCACCUGCCUCUGACUCUCAAAUUGAAAUAUUUAACUUACAAAACAAUAUCAAUUUCCUUUAUGUAUAUGUUUUCUAUUUUUCCGUAUUGACUACCUUAGCCACAUUGAAAAUAAAAGUGGACCCACUUAAAGGAAACUUUUAAAAGUAUAAUUUAGAUUCAUUUAACCAUGCUUUUGAACAAUUACUAAUAUUUUAUUCUCAAGACAUAAGUACUCCUGCCUCAUUUUCUGUUUAGAUAUUCCCAUUCAUUUCCAUUGUACAUUUCAACUCAAUUCAAAAUAGCACUGGAUAUUCACAAUCAAGUCACAUUUUCUGAACACUUCUUAUAGAUUUUCCUGGAGAAUAGACCUGUCAUUGUGGAUUUUACCAAGAUGAAUUUUAUAAUAAAUACUGUUUUGGUUUAAAAUAUAUUCAAAGGUGCUUUAAUGACAAAAUUUUAUAAAAUUAAUAUUUUUAAAAGAAUUAUGCAACUUUUCAUGAAUUAUAGGCAUCUGCACAUGAAAUCUGUGAUUCAAUAUGGUAUUUAUAAUUAGCAGUGAGCUUUUAGGUGCAAUUGUAUCCAUAUGCUUUUAUUUUUAUUUUUCAUGUAUUACACAUUUGUUUUAGAAUAUGUAGAAAUAAUUAAAUUAGAAAUGUAAUUAUUUGUCUUUAUUUCAUAUUAUAGCAGGAUGUUCAUUAUGGCUUACUCAAUAGUUUAAAUCAACUGUUCAGUGAGUUUGAGAAGCAGUCAUUUAACAGGUAUAAAAUCAUUGUCGGUGCAAAAAAUUGUACAGAAAAAAUUAACAUGGCUUCUAUGUAAGGAUAACACAGAAUCAAUUAGUUUAUUAUGACCUAUGUAUAGAUUGGUUUUGUACAUAAUAAAGAUUUUAUUUAUUAUACAUAGUAUUCAUUUUAUAAAUGUGUGAUUAAACUGAACAGAUGAUAGUGUAGUAUACUAUCAUGAUAUUUCCCUCUUCCAUGAAGCUAAUUUUCCUUAACUAGAAAUACCAAGUCUUGAAAAAAUAUUUCUCAGUUAUAAAGAAAUCCAUAUAUAUUUCUUGACAACAUUCUCCUAGCAGGCAAAGACAAAUUAUUUAUUUCUAAUAGGUCUCAAAAUAAUUAUUUGUGCUUUUCAUGUUCUAGAUAAUCUUGACACUACUUUAGUUUUUCAUUUGUAAAUGUAUCAAUGUUUAUGAAGAUACAAACAUUAACUGUUUCCAUUUAACUAGGAUACUUUGUCACAUAAAACAAUUACAUUCAAUUGGUUUUUAUUAAUGAAAAUAAUUUGCCAAUGUAUUGCCAAAAUAUUUGCACUGUUCCAACUUAUUAUAGAAAGGUAUAAUAUUCACUAAUUUAUUAUAAAAUGUUAUUCUUCUAUAAAAACGAUGUACUUUUAAGAAUAACAGGCUUUCCCCUUUAAAACCUAAUCUUAUGUCUAGUAAACAAAUAUGUAUUCUGAUUUUCAAGAGUGGAAACACACACACACACACACUUAUACACACACACACACACACACACACACACACACAAAACAUAAAAACAACAACAACAAAAAAAAACCAGAGUAUAAUGGAACUACCAUAAACAAAUUGUAGGUUCCUAAAUUUCAUUAAUAUAUUUUUAUCUGACCACUCAGAUAUUCAACAGUAUGUGUUAGAUAAUAUCAUUUGUGAUGUUCAGAUUGAAUAAUUACAUUUGUCAUAAAAUUUGGUUUGUCAAGAGAAAGUAUUGAAUGCCAAAUUGGUGAAAAAGCUAUAUGUACAUGCUAUCCAAACAAAACAAAAGACAAAAUAUAAUUUUCAGUAGACAUGGAGAGAUUAUUCCAAACUCACAAAAUUCUUUAACUUCAUAAACACAUAAAAUGUAUAUACAGGAACACAGAAUGAAAUUUCAUAUGAUACAUGAUUUCACAUAUUUGAUGAUUGAGGCUUCUUGUGUUGGAAAACUGAAAGCUAUCCUUCAACUUCAUGUUUAGUUAUUGAGAUUUUGUUUAAUUUUGAUAAUUAAGUAGUAUUACUGUACUAUGAUUAAUCUGUCUUAGUGUAUGUAUAACUUCAUAUCUAUAUAUGGGUGUUUUAUGUUCCAAGUUUUUAGAAGGAAAACAUGACAUGAUUUAAAAUUUAAGAUGAUGUAUAUACUCUCAGAAUAUUAGAGUCUUUCUAGAUUGUUAAUGCCACAGUCCUAAAAUAUGAUCAUAUUCUUUCAUUCAUAGCUUCCCAUUUAUUAUCAUAUGCUUAGUAAAACUACUCUUUUAUUCAAUAGUUUCUGAUUGUGUGCUAAUGCUUGUUUUUCCUUUCUUCCAUGUUAUUGAAUUUAAAGUACAUGUAUUGCUUCUCCUGUGAAGUAUCCCUCCUUUCUUAAAUAUUAGAUAUCUGAUAAUAUUACAGUUGUAUGACUAAAGUUACUUUGACACCAAAAAUUUUAGCUUCCACUUCUCUUGUUAUAACAAAGCUAGGUUUACAUUUAAUAAUAUGUAACUUCAGUUCAACUAGUAUGAUUACAAUCCAAGUGAAUUUCCUUUAACACUAUUAACCUACUCAUAUUAUACCCAGUUUUAAUGCAAUGAAAACAAGAGUAUAGUAACUCUGUGUAGAAUAUUAUCAAUUUCAUGUGUCUCUAGUAUUCUCGGUUUAAUUCUUACUUUGUUCAAGAGAUUGUAAAUGGAUUUUUCAUCAUCAUAUGCAUUCAUUUCUAUAUACAUAUACACAUGUUCAUUUUUAAAAACAUUUUAGCAUGAAAUAUGAAUUCCCAUAUCAUAGGAAUAUUUAUGAGGAUAUAACUAGUUUUCUCACUGUACAAUAUGAAUAUGUAUAUGUAUAUUUAAUCAUCAUUUGUUUCUUUUUCAUAGAGUAAGUAAUAAAAAUGGCCCUAGAGGUGAAAAUUUAUGUUACAAAUCUAAAAAUUUAAAAUAACAUGAAGAUUUCCAAGUUUUAGUUUGUAUGUGUAAUUGGGCUUUUAAGAAGAAUAAACAGAUUUUGUAUGACUAUAUUGAAUAAGUACAAUAGAUGUCUUUUUACCUGUUAUACUUUUAGAUCCUAAUACACCACUGUAUUUAAUGCAACUUCAGAGUCUUACCUGUCUGUAAUCUGUUCUAAAUGAAAUAUUUUUUAAUAAAUUUUUUCUGUAUUCCAAUAA